AGAAGAAGAAGAGAAACUCGCGGCUUUCUUCCCGUUGUUAAACCAGUCAAGAUAUCAGUUGUUGUUGAGUGGGUCAACCAUCCCUUACUUACGAUUUGCUUCCUGCCGUUAGAACAUCUUCUUCUCUGCCCUCUCCUCUUCUUGAACUGUUCCCUGAGCCUGCCUUAUAAAUAUCCGCCUCUGCCUCAGUUUCCUGUCUUCAAAAACAAUUCCGCCAAACACCACCAAAAAAAGGGAAAUAUAAAUAACUUUCCUAUAUUCAAAUGGGCGAGCAAAAAGACGCCGCCAAGAAUGACGGCGCAAAGAAAGAUGAUGCAGUUGUCACCGUCGUUUUGAACAUGGAGUUGCAUUGUGAAGGCUGCGCUAAGAAAGUCGUCAAACGUGCGAUGAAACAUUACGAAGGCAUUCAGUCGGUGAAGACAGAUUGUGAUGCAAAUAAAGUUACGCUGGUCGGGAAGGUGGACCCGGCGAAAAUGAAGGAGAGACUGAAAGAGAAAACCAAGAUGAAAGUGGAGCUAAUUUCUCCUCAGCCGAAGAAAGACACGGCCGCCGGUGGCGGACAUGAGAAACCGGAAGAAAAGAAAACAGCGAAAGAGAGCACCGUCGUUUUAAAGAUCAGGUUGCACUGUGAUAGUUGUAUCAGCAAAAUCAAAAAGAUGAUCAGAAAGAUCAACGGAGUCGAUAACGUGACGGUAGACAAUGGCAAAGAUCUAGUCACGGUGAAGGGAAUUAUGGAUGUAAAGGAGCUGGUGUGUUACCUGAAAGAUAAAUUGAAACGGAACGUUGAGAUUGUUCCCGCCAAAAAGGAUGAUGGAGGUGAAAAGAAAGAAGCCAAAGCAGCUGGCGGAGGAGAAAAGAAGAAACAAGAAGCUCCUGCUGCUGUUGGUGGUGACAGUGGCAGUGACGCUCCGAAGAUGGAAGUAACCAAGAUGGAGUAUUUGGGUUACCCCUACCCGCCACCUCCAACUUACUGGUACGACGCACCGGUGUACAACCACCAGAGUUACCCCAUGGAGCCUCAGCGUCAUCAAAUCGUGUACAUGAACCAAGGGUAUGCGAUGGAGCAGAUGUUCAGUGAUGAGAAUCCGAACGCCUGCUCCGUCAUGUAAAUGAAACAUUAAAAAUUUUGUGUUCCUCAUACAACAUGCAUAAGAACAUAAGUGAGGUAGGUAAAACAUCAUACAAAAGACACCUGGACAAAUAUAUUUAAAACAAAAGAAGU
Mangifera indica (mango) is the source of this 1222-nucleotide messenger RNA. RefSeq names its product heavy metal-associated isoprenylated plant protein 6-like. The transcript has 5 exons. The coding region runs from base 264 to 1109 and encodes 281 amino acids. Lineage: Eukaryota; Viridiplantae; Streptophyta; Magnoliopsida; Sapindales; Anacardiaceae. The record is from RefSeq and is a predicted model, not a curated record. Gene Ontology annotation, molecular function: metal ion binding.